Molecule: messenger RNA, 4257 nt
Organism: Xylona heveae TC161
Lineage: Eukaryota; Fungi; Ascomycota; Xylonomycetes; Xylonales; Xylonaceae
Exons: 8
Coding region: 220-4098 (1292 amino acids)
Biological process (GO): endoplasmic reticulum to Golgi vesicle-mediated transport; intracellular protein transport; endoplasmic reticulum organization
Cellular component (GO): endoplasmic reticulum exit site; COPII vesicle coat
Molecular function (GO): protein binding; structural molecule activity
Source: RefSeq, a predicted model, not a curated record
GGGAGAUGACAACCAAGGGGUUUCGGGCCUAUACCAGCUCUACAGCCAUUACAAGAUACCAACAUCACCCACUUCGAUAAUCUGCUCAAUUUAAUCCAAUUUAACCAGCACCCUGCCGGGCUGCAUGUCAAACAUUUAAGAUUGCGAGCUCUUUGGUCUAUAAAUCGGACACCACGUUAUUAGCUCGGACCUCUGUAGGGUGACGUCCAAUUGCACGCCAUGGUCCGUCUCCGAGAGAUUCCUCGGACUGCAACUUUUGCAUGGUCACCAGGCACAGCCUUGCCCCUGCUAGCUACUGGCACGAAGGCAGGCGCCGUCGAUGCUGACUUCUCAAACGAGACUCAGCUUGAAUUGUGGGAUCUAAAGCUUGGAGAUUCUGCUCAAGGCAUAGAGCUUCAGCCAUCCGCAAGUAUUGGCACGGACUCCAGGUUCCACGAUAUAGCUUGGGGUCCCGCCAGCGGAGGUCACCCUCGAGGAAUAAUUGCUGGAGCUCUGGAAAAUGGAUCAUUAGAUUUGUGGGAUGCGGAAAAGUUAUACAAUGGGGCAAGCGGAUCUUUUCUGUCGAGAACGACCAAACACAGUGGCGCAAUUAAGUCUCUGCAAUUCAAUCCCUUCAGACCCGAAUUAUUGGCAACAGCCGGUGCAAAAGGAGAGCUUUUUAUCUCUGACUUGAACAAUGUCGCGAACCCUUUCCGCUUGGGAAACCCGGCUGCUAGAGCGGAUGAUUACGAAAGUCUGGAUUGGAAUAAGAAAGUCCCGCAUAUUCUUGUCACUGGCAGUAGCGGUGGAUUUGUCACUGUCUGGGACGUGAAAGCUAAAAAGGAGAGUUUAACUCUUAAUAAUUUUGGGCGAAAACCAGUCAGUGCGGUCGCCUGGGAUCCGGACGUGCCGACAAAGCUCAUCACUGCGAUUCCGAAUGAUACUGAUCCACUCAUUCUUGUUUGGGAUCUUCGGAACUCAAAUGCUCCUGAAAGGACGAUGCUAGCACAUGAGCAGGGUGUGCUUUCCUUGUCCUGGUGUCGGCAAGAUAGUGACCUGCUCCUCUCUUGUGGCAAGGACAAUCGCACAAUAUGCUGGAACCCCCACACUGGCCAGCCCCUUGGAGAGUUUCCCGUUGUGACAAACUGGACUUUCCAAACAAAGUGGAACCCUCAUAAUCCCAAUCUGCUUGCUACGGCAUCUUUUGAUGGCAAGAUCGCCGUUCAAACAAUUCAAAACACAAAACCUCCCACCGACCAAGUCGCGGCCUCUCAAUCGCAACCUUUAGAUGACGAGGAUUUUUUUGCAAAGGCACAAACACAACCGCAGGUUGGUGGGUUUUCGCUCCCGAAAGCUCCGAAGUGGCUUGAGCGGCCCGUGUCUGCAUCAUUCGGAUUUGGAGGCAAAAUUGUUACUGUGGGACGCGAAGCUCCUGCAAAGGGCGGUGCUAGGACGUCAAAAAUUCAAGUACAGCCUUUUGUGAUAGAUUCCGAAGUUGGAACCGCAACGGAGGACUUUGAGCAAUCGCUGAAAGAGGGCGAUCUCGCAAGCAUAUGCGAAUCAAGAAUAGCUCAAGCAAAAUCGGAGGAAGAAAAGGCAGAUUGGAAAGUUAUAGAGACAUUGAUCUCUGAAAACCCGAGAAAGGGUCUGAUUGAAUAUCUGGGUCUCUCUGCGACCAGUAGUACGAUUGAGUCUCCGCCAGUCCCAGUACCAGCAUCCAGCGACGCUGAGAGGUCGGAGGGAACCUUAAGUGCACUGCCCAACGGUUCAGCAAAAGCAAAGGAUAAUCGUCUCUCGGCUUUCUUCGAGAAUACAGGAGACAGCGAUCAGUUCUUGUCAGAGCUCGCUGCAACCAAGGGAGCGAAAACGAACAACCCCUUUCAGAUCUACACCGGUUCUGAAUCCGAGGCAGAUAAGGAGAUCACCCAUGCGCUGGUACUUGGCCAAUUCGAGAAAGCCCUUGAUGUAUGCCUGAAAGAAGACAGGAUGUCCGACGCUUUUAUGGUAGCAAUAUGUGGAGGGCAGAAGUGUAUCGACAAAGCUCAAACGGCCUACUUUACAAAGAAGGCCCAGGGUCCUAAUUACCUCCGAUUGCUAGCUUCAGUUGUCGGUAAAAACCUUUGGGACAUCGUCUAUAAUGCGGAUAUCGCAAACUGGAAAGAUGCCAUUGCCAUUCUUUGCACUUACGCGGAGGAAAAGGAGUUCCCUGAUCUCUGUGAGGCCUUGGGUGAUCGUCUCCGAGACGGCAAUGUCGAAAAUGGGUCCGUUUCUGGGCUUCGAAAAGAUGCUUCAUUCUGUUAUCUUGUCGGAUCAAAGCUGGAAAAAGUUGUUUCAAUUUGGGUCGAAGAGCUUGGCGAAAACGAGGAAACAAGCCUGGGACAGUCAUCAGCCAAUAGCACUUUCGCCAUUCACGUCAGAUCUCUGCAGGACUUUAUUGAAAAGGUCACUGUUUUCCGAGAAGUUACCAAAUUUCAGGAUACGGAUCGCCAGAAGUCUUCUGACUGGAAAUUGUCGGCUCUUUACGACAAAUAUCUCGAGUAUGCUGAUAUUGUCUCUGCACAUGGCCAGUUGCCAAUUGCCGAGAGAUACCUUAAUCUACUACCGACAAAUUAUCCUGCGGCUGAGGUUGCCAAGAACCGCGUGGCACAAGCGUCUAGGAAACCGACUUCAAACUUAGUUGGCCGCCAGCCUGUUGCAACCGCCAGAUCAACCCAACGCGUUCAGCCGGUGAUAAGUGGCUUCGCUCCCGUACAACAACAAUCUGUGUUUCCGCCGUCAGCUGCGACUAAUAUUCAUGGUCCCGCGCCGGCGCCCGUUUCAGCCUCGGCGUCAGUUCCUUCUCAAGUUCCUCCGGUAGUUAAUCCGUAUGCUGGUUUAGCCGCCGCUCAGCCCGCGAAUCCUUAUGCUCCGUCGGCAGCUGCGACAGCUUAUUCGGGCUCAGCGUAUCAGUCUCCGCAGCAAGCAAGCCACAUCGCUGCUGUCGGACCUCCUCCAACUCAAGCCCUGGCAGCAGCAGGAGCUGGAGCAGCUCGUGGCGUACCUGCUACUACACCUUCGGUGAUGCCUCCUCCACCGCCAAAAGCCAGUGCCACAGCAAAUUGGAAUGAUACGCCUGAAUUUCUCAAAACCACAUCCUCUCGACGUGGCACACCUGGUGCUGGAACAGUUACCUCACCUUUUCCGAAUCAACCUAGCUUUGUUGCCCCACCGCCACCAGCGCCUUUUAAUGGACAGCAGAGAGCAACACCUCCUCUCGCUCCUCCGCCAAAAGGGCCAGCCCCUCCGGCUCGGAUGACCUCGCCGCUCGUCAGUGGAGUUGUGCCUCAUAUGCAGCAUCCAGAUCGCCCGCCCUCUGCAGCCGCAUCGGCUUACGCUCCACAUGUCUCAAGCCCACAAUUGGGUGCAGCUCCGCAACAACACACUAUCCCCCGCGGUCCAUCACCAUAUAACCCACCUCCUGCUGGGCCACCUUCUAGCAACCGAUAUGCCCCGGCUCCUCCGGCACCAGUCCCCCAGCAGGUUUCGUCACAAAUGGCUCCUCCACCAACAAUGGUGGCUGCUCGACCUGGACCGCCUCCUCCUAAUCCCUAUGCCUCUAUGAGUACCGGAGUUUCACAACAGCAGUCACCAGGGAACUUUCCCCCAACUCAGCCUUUCCCCCCGCAGCCGAGCCCAGCUCAGUUCCAAGGCCCAGCGGCAGGAUCAAUUCAGGGGUCAAGGCCAAGCACAGCGCAGUCGCACAGGGCGCCGUCCCCUGCACAACCAAAGUUCCCCCCUGGUGACCGAUCUCACAUUCCAGAGCAAGCACGACCUGUUUAUGAAAUCCUUAGUAAUGAGAUGCAACGUGUUAAAUCGCAAGCUCCUAGCUCAUUUAGAGCUCAAGUCAAUGACACAGAGAAGCGUCUGAAUAUCCUCUUCGACCACCUUAACAAUGAAGACCUCCUGAAAUCGGACACAAUCACCAAUAUGGCCCAUCUAGCUGGGGCCCUUCAGUCUAGAAACUACGUAGAGGCUCAGGCGAUUCAGGUCGAUCUUAUGACAAACAAGACAGAAGAGUGUGGACAGUGGAUGGUUGGUGUGAGAAGGUUGAUUGGCAUGAGCAGAGCGACCCCAAUCUAAAAAUGUUGGUCACGAACAAGACCAGCAACUCUUAUUUAUACAGGUACAUAUGGGAAUGUAGAAAAUUUUUCAGCGUGAUAUCAUCUAAAUCCUCUUUAAACUUCCAUAUUGGAUCAAUCGCCGCAUUCCUAUAUGAUCCCUGGUCUGUGUAGCACAAAG